ACUAGAAUGCUUUGUUCCUCCUUUUAUACAAGGCGACACUGUGUGAGUACUGAGUAGUUUUUGUAUCCUACGUACUCACAAUCACAAUCUUUGGUGGUAUAAACAAUAUUGUCCUUCUAUCCAACAUUAUAGACUUGUGGUUUCCAUAUUUGUAGUACUGAGUUUCCGACCAACGUCUUUAAUCAACAACUACAUACUUUUUUGACAGAUUUACUUCGCUACAAAUUAUGAACCUGUGAACAAUUUUCUAUUUCUUCAAAUAAAAUAUUGUAAGAGUGUCCAAUAACACCGUUCUUGAACAUUAAUUCGACAAAACAAAUUAAAAUAUAUUUGACAAAAUAAUAAUUUUACUAAUAUUUUGACAAAACAAACUAUCAAAUGUGUAGGUUACCAAAAAUAGACAACCAAAUCUAACAUGAUACUAUUGUGACUAGAUUACUAACUAUAUUUCUCGUAGUAUGUCAUAUUAACUUACGCAAAUAUUACAUGAGCAAAAUAAAAUACUUUUUCAAUUCCAUAAAAAGUGUCAUUUUAAUUUUUUUUCUUAUUACACAAUGAAUGUUAUAGAAUUUCAAUACAACUUAUACUUCCAUACUUUUAUUUUGAUAUUAAUUGCAAAUUUUGAUCUUAUAAAUAAUUUUAUUUAUCUCAAAUACUAUUAAUUAAAUAAAUGUAAUUAAUAAUAACAUAAAUGCAGUUCAAUCAUUUUUAAAUCUGUAUAAAAAAAUGUCAAAUCGACACUCCAUGAAAUGAAAUGGAGUAAAUAUCUUUUUUGGUUUGGACUAGUAGUUUAUGCUGAAACAUCAACUAGUUUGCUUCACUAGAUACAUGCAUGCAAUGCAAUUGAAUGAUUAUUUCUUUGAUGAUCUCUAAUAUAUAACUGAUGUGAAUUGAAAGACUUCAUUGUUAGUUUGGCGGGUCUUGUCCAACUCGGAACUUUUUGGUAAGGAUUGGUAGAGUUCUGCAUCUCACUACAGAAGAUAACUUGGUGUAUCUGCAUAGUUGCACUUUUGCAAUAUAAUUAACCUUUUAAUUUUAUACGAGGAUACCCAAAAUAUUUUUUGUUACUAAAUUACUAGGUAAAUUGUUCAUACCGAAGCAAAUCCAAAUAAGCCAAAUAGUAUAUACUUUUUAAAAUCUGAAAUAGUAUUACUAUCACUACUUUUAGUCAUUUACCUAAUUUAUAAAACUUACAAAUACACAACAAAUUCAAACACUUCGAGAGAACCAUCAAAUAAUAAUAUCAUCGUACAUAUAAAACUAGUAGGCCUAGAAACUAGAGUGUAGAUUACAACUUCACACUUCCUCAAAAAAAUAGAAACGAUUACAUUCACAUACCAACGAAUCGAAGAAUAAUCCUAGCUUCACAUAAAAUAAAAAUUUCACAAAAAUAUGUAUUGAUUUUUCCAUUUCGUAAUUAUUAUUAUAUAGCCCCACACUGGCACUCAUCUUCCUCACUCCUCACAGGCUUCAACGUGUAGGUAAAGAAAGCAAAAAAAAAAAAAACAGUGCAAUGUACUCUGUUUCUUCCUCUUCCUUCAUCUCUACAUUCUCUCCUAAACCAUCUCUUCAUCUUCGCCACUCAUCUUCCUCUCGUCUUCUUCCCCGUAUCAACUCCACCGUCGUCGAAGAACGAGCCCCGAUCAUUAACCCAAGCGAAAACAAUGGCCCUCCUCAUAAGAAACUCUACACUCGGUCUAACCGCAACGCAGUUGCAUCUCCGGCGAAACUCCGACCAGAAACGACUCUCGUAACAGCUCUCUUCACCACCGUCGAAGACGUAAUCAACACGUUCAUCGAUCCACCGUCACGUCCUUCCGUAGAUCCAAAACACGUUCUCUCAGGUAACUUCGCUCCUGUUCUCGACGAGCUUCCUCCAACGGAAUGUGAGAUCAUCCACGGCUCUCUUCCUCCGUCUCUUGACGGCGCUUACAUCCGUAACGGCCCGAACCCACAGUUUCUCCCCCGUGGUCCUUACCACCUAUUCGACGGUGACGGCAUGCUUCACGCGAUUCGUAUCCGUAAUGGUAAAGCCACGCUCUGUAGCAGAUUCGUCAAGACUUAUAAGUACAACGUCGAGAAACAAAACGGAGCUCCCGUGAUCCCUAACGUGUUUUCCGGAUUUAACGGCGUGACGGCUUCGGUUGCUCGUGGAGCUUUAACGGCGUUAAGGGUUUUAGCGGGACAGUAUAAUCCGGUCAACGGCAUUGGUUUGGCUAAUACGAGUCUAGCUUUCUUCUGUAACCGUCUCUUCGCUUUAGGAGAAUCUGAUUUACCCUACGCCGUAAGAUUAACGAACACUGGAGAUAUUGAAACGAUCGGACGGUUCGAUUUCGGCGGGAAGUUAGAGAUGAGCAUGACAGCUCACCCGAAAACCGAUCCUCAAACCGGAGAAACGUUCGCUUUCCGGUACAGUCCGGUUCCACCGUUUUUAACGUUUUUCCGGUUUGAUUCAACCGGGAAGAAACAAAGAGACGUUCCGGUUUACUCCUUGACGUCUCCAUCGUUCGUUCACGACUUCGCGAUCACGAAGAGGCACGCAAUCUUCGCGGAUCAGAUCGUGAUGAGGAUGAAUAUAAUGGAUCUGGUGCUCGAGGGGGGAUCUCCGGUUGGUGCUGACAACCGGAAAACGCCGCGGCUCGGAGUGAUUCCUCGUUACGCCGGCGAUGAUUCGGAGAUGAAAUGGUUUGAAGUUCCUGGAUUCAACAUCAUUCACGCUAUCAAUGCUUGGGAUGAAAACGAUGGAAACGCCGUCGUUUUGAUCGCUCCGAAUAUUAUGUCCAUCGAGCAUACAUUAGAGAGGAUGGAUCUCGUUCACUCCUUGGUGGAGAAGGUGAAGAUCGAUCUCGUCACCGGAAUCGUGACACGUCAUCCGAUCUCCGCGAGGCACCUCGAUUUCGCGGUGAUCAAUCCGGCGUUUCUCGGGAGACGGAGCCGGUACGUGUACGCGGCGAUCGGGGAUCCGAUGCCGAAGAUCUCCGGAGUGGUGAAGCUCGACGUGAGUAAAGGCGAUCGGGAUGAUUGCACGGUGGCGCGUAGAAUGUACGGUCCAGGCUGUUACGGCGGCGAACCGUUUUUCGUAGCGAGGGAUCCUGGUGAUCAGGAGGCAGAGGAGGAUGACGGUUACGUGGUGACAUAUGUUCACGAUGAGGUGGCUGGAGAGUCGAAGUUUUUGGUGAUGGACGCGAAGUCGCCGGAGCUUGAAAUCGUCGCGGCCGUGAGGUUGCCGCGAAGGGUUCCGUACGGAUUCCACGGACUAUUUGUAAAGGAGAGCGACAUUAAUAAGCUUUAACUAAAACAAAGGAUUAAGUGUUUAAUCACGCUCCAUUUAAUGGAGACAAAGCACAUAUAGUGUUGUUAUAUUUGAAACAUUAUAGUAUACAUAAUUUGGCGAUGGAAGUUUGUAUAUAAAAAUAUAAAAUUAUCAAACCUUAUAUUAAAUUAUUUUUCUUUCUUUAAAAUA
Molecule: messenger RNA, 3463 nt
Organism: Brassica rapa (field mustard)
Lineage: Eukaryota; Viridiplantae; Streptophyta; Magnoliopsida; Brassicales; Brassicaceae
Product: probable carotenoid cleavage dioxygenase 4, chloroplastic
Biological process (GO): carotene catabolic process
Cellular component (GO): chloroplast stroma
Molecular function (GO): carotenoid dioxygenase activity
Source: RefSeq, a predicted model, not a curated record